AUGGAAAUGUUACAACUUUUGAAAGGAGUUGACUUUAAUUCACUUUAUCGACCACGAAAAUAUAUUGUUACUGAGGGCGACAUAUUAAGCUCUGAAAAAGCUAGGAAUUUCGAAAGUCAUAAAGGCAAUGUGGAAAAUGUCGAUUUCAUUAUCCAAUUAGUACCGCGAAGUCGAGAGGUUGGACAAUCUUGGAUAACAACUCCUUUCAGUGUCUUGAAAUCAUUAAUAGCAUGUAUUAGAAUAAUACUAUUUGAUUUACCAGAUUUGGUUAUAUGUAAUGGACCUGGAAGUUGCAUACCGGUGUGUAUAAUAUCAUAUAUUCCAAGGUUAAUAUAUGUAGAAUCAUUUGCCAGAGUUAAAACACUUUCUUUAUCAGGAAAAUUAUUAUUAAAUUUUGUGGAUAGAUUUAUUGUUCAAUGGCCAUAUCUUACACAAAAAUAUCCACAAGCUGAAUAUAAAGGCAUUCUUGUAUAA
Diversispora eburnea is the source of this 474-nucleotide messenger RNA. The record is from the annotation of a GenBank genome assembly. Lineage: Eukaryota; Fungi; Glomeromycota; Glomeromycetes; Diversisporales; Diversisporaceae.